Colius striatus (speckled mousebird) is the source of this 1277-nucleotide messenger RNA. RefSeq names its product methionine adenosyltransferase 1A (gene MAT1A). The record is from RefSeq and is a predicted model, not a curated record. The transcript is spliced from 9 exons. Gene Ontology annotation, biological process: S-adenosylmethionine biosynthetic process. Gene Ontology annotation, molecular function: ATP binding; methionine adenosyltransferase activity. NCBI's taxonomy places the organism in Eukaryota, Metazoa, Chordata, Aves, Coliiformes, Coliidae. Bases 87 to 1277 code for a protein of 396 amino acids. Gene Ontology annotation, cellular component: cytosol.
CAAUCCUGCUGAUAAAAGACCUUCUGCUUUAAGAGAAGGCACUGAAGGUAGAGCUCUCCAAGAAUCCAUCAGGAAAAGCAUCAAUCAUGAAUGGGCCGGUGGAUGGUUUAUGCGAUUACACGCUGGAUGGUGAAGGGGCUUUCAUGUUCACAUCGGAGUCGGUGGGAGAAGGACAUCCAGAUAAAAUCUGUGAUCAGAUCAGCGAUGCUGUACUAGAUGCCCAUCUCAAACAGGACCCAAAUGCCAAGGUUGCUUGUGAGACAGUGUGUAAGACAGGAAUGGUGUUGCUCUGUGGGGAGAUCACAUCUCGUGCUAUUGUGGAUUACCAACGAGUUGUCCGAGAUGCAAUUAGACAUAUUGGCUAUGAUGAUUCAGCUAAAGGCUUUGACUACAAGACUUGUAAUGUCUUAGUGGCACUGGAACAGCAGUCACCUGAUAUUGCCCAAGGGGUUCAUUUACACAGGGAUGAAGAGGAUGUUGGUGCUGGAGAUCAGGGUUUGAUGUUUGGUUAUGCAACAGAUGAGACAGAAGAAUGCAUGCCUCUAACGAUUAUUCUUGCCCAUAAACUGAAUGCCAGGUUAGCAGAGCUGAGGCGUAACGGAGAGCUUCCUUGGCUGAGGCCUGACUCUAAGACACAGGUCACAGUUCAGUAUAUCCAGGAGAAUGGAGCAGUUAUCCCUGUGCGUGUUCACACCAUCGUGAUAUCUGUGCAGCAUGAUGAAAGCGUUUCGCUGGAGAGCAUGCGCAGGACUCUGAAGGAUCGUGUCAUCAAAGCUGUUGUCCCUGCAAAAUACUUGGAUGAGAAAACUGUUUAUCACCUUCAACCUAGUGGACGUUUUGUUAUUGGAGGGCCUCAGGGUGAUGCUGGUGUUACUGGUCGAAAGAUCAUUGUGGAUACCUACGGUGGCUGGGGAGCCCAUGGAGGUGGAGCCUUUUCUGGCAAAGACUACACAAAGGUGGACCGCUCAGCUGCAUAUGCAGCCCGGUGGGUGGCCAAGUCUCUGGUGAAGGCUGGGCUCUGUCGCCGUGUUCUGGUUCAGGUUUCUUACGCCAUUGGGGUUUCUCAUCCACUGUCCAUUUCCCUGUUCACUUACGGAACUUCCCAAAAAACAGAGAAAGAGCUGCUGGACAUUGUGCACAAAAACUUUGAUCUUCGUCCUGGAGUCAUUGUUAGGGAUUUGGACCUAAAAAAGCCCAUUUACCAGAAGACUGCAUGUUACGGUCACUUUGGAAGAAAUGAAUUCUCGUGGGAGGUGCCUAAAAAACUUGUGUUUUGA